AUUCGUCAGUUUGCCAGUUCCUCUGUUUUGUAGCCACUAUUAUUGAUUCCAUCCACAUGUAAGGCAAGCGUUAGCAAAAAAAAAAAAAAAAAAAAGGGGGGAAACUAAUCCCGAACAAAGAAAACGCUUCGGCGGACCCUUUAAGGCCAUUUUGGAAUAAUUAAUGACGUCGAGCUGUAAACAAGACUGACGCUCCAAGCUGCGUGGCCAAAGCGAGCAUCCUCCGGUGGACCUACCGACCGACACUUCGCCAGCGCCACCCGGUCGCCGCAGAUAUUGUUUCGGCUGACGUCCACGGCGGUUCCCACUCGUCUUAUGCGGUCCCCGGUUACAAGACGCAUUGGUCCCGUUUGAGUGUCAUGGCUAGAAAGACCGACAUUCCCCCCAUCUACUACGAUUUUGGUGCUUGGUUUCCUGUUGAAUAUUGUUCACCUUUGACACUUUGGGGUUUAAAUAAAUAUUUGUAAACUGUUUACAACUACGUGCCUUGCCAUCCUUGGUUUGAAAGUCCGGUUUACAAAGGUUACAUUACCUUCACCUGAGGCUGGGUGUGACAUAUGGUGGCAGCGGUGGGAUGGCAAGCCGCGGUGGGAUGGCAAGCCGCGGUGGGAUGGCAAGCCGCAGAGUUUACAACAAACCUGGCAGAGGGCGGGCCAGAACUGGUUUGAAAUCCAAAGUGUCUAAGGUGGCAAUGACAGAGGAGACUAAUGAGAUGGUCGGUCGAGGGGCCAAGGCGAUGAGGCUGGACCGGGCGACCAUGGCUGAGGAGCGUGAAGUUGGGUGGAACACCAAGGAGUCUGAAGAAGACGGCAAAGGUGAGCCACAGAAGUUUGACCCAAACUUCAGAGGGCCAAUUCAUAACAGGAGCUGCACGGAUGUGAUCUGUUGUGUUAUUUUCAUCAUCUUCAUCAUCGGCUACAUCGCACUGGGCACCGUGGCCUGGAUCUACGGCGACCCUAGGAGGGUGACCUAUCCAACCGACAGCCAAGGGCAGUUCUGUGGCCAACAGGGCACUUCUAAUGCAAACAAAACCAUCUUGCUCUACUAUAACAUGUUGAAAUGUGCCAACCCUGCAGUGUUGAUUAACCUCCAGUGCCCUACAACCCAGCUCUGUGUCUCCAAGUGCCCUGACAGAUUUGCCACGCUUUUGACUGCCCACAAUAUCCCAGCCGACUGGAAUUAUUAUAAGCAAUUCUGCAAACCGGGCUUUAGCAGUAAGACAUCUCUAGAAAUCCUAAAACAUGAUGACUGCCCAUCCAUGAUUGUGCCAAGCAGACCAUUUAUGCAGCGGUGCUUCCCAGAUUUUAACAGUUUAAAUGGAAAAUUAACUGUAGCCAACAAGACUACUUUUAAUGACGGAAGCGUCGACCAAAGCGUCACCAAUUUGAAAACCGCUGUCAAUGGUAUAUCCAAUCUGAUGAAUGCCCAAGAUUAUGGCUUGAGGAUCUUUGAGGAUUAUGCAAAUUCCUGGUAUUGGAUCCUCAUAUCUCUGGUCAUAAGCAUGUUGGUCAGCCUGUUCUUCAUCCUGCUGCUGCGCUUCAUCGCCGGCGUGUGUGUAUGGAUCAUCAUCGUUGGCGCCAUCGUCGCGAUCGGCUAUGGAAUUGGCCACUGCUACUGGGAGUACAGCAGGCUUAGCAAGACGCUGGACGCAAGCGUCACCAUCUCCGACAUUGGCCUGCAGACAGACUUCAACGUUUACCUUCAGCUCAGCCAGACGUGGCUCAUCUUCAUGAUCUUGCUGGCCGUGAUCGAGGUCAUCAUUUUGAUUGUGCUGAUUUUCCUGAGGCAGCGGCUCCAAAUCGCUAUCGAGCUGCUGAAGGAGGGAAGCAGGGCCGUAGGAUACGUCAUGACGGCUCUCCUUUACCCCAUCUUCACCUUCUUCCUGAUUUUUGUUUGCAUCGCUUAUUUUGCAGUCACAGCAAUUAUGCUAGCAUCCUCCGGUAUCCCUGUGUACAAGGUGACGUCUACAGAUGACAAGUGCAUUCAUAACAACGCCAUAUGCAUUCCACAGACGUUCAGCACAACCAAAAUCCCCACCGAGUGUCCCGGCUCACAGUGUUCGUUCGCCUUCUACAGCGACGAACGCUACAUCGUUCUCUUCCACCUGUGUAAUCUGUUUGCCUUCCUGUGGUUGGUCAACUUUACCAUCGCGCUGGGCCAGUGCACGCUGGCCGGCGCCUUUGCAUCCUAUUACUGGGCCCUGAAGAAGCCUGAAGACAUCCCCGCCUGCCCGCUCUUCUCGUCUUUCAGCAGAGCUAUACGUUAUCACACAGGCUCGCUGGCCUUUGGUGCUUUCAUCCUCUCUGUGGUACAAAUGAUCCGCAUUGUCCUCGAGUACCUGGACCACAAACUGAAACAGUCCCAAAAUGCAUAUACUCGCUACGUGCUAUGCUGCCUCAAAUGCUGCUUCUGGUGCCUAGAACGUUUCAUCAAGUUCAUCAACAAGAAUGCAUACAUCAUGAUAGCAAUAUAUGGAAAGAACUUCUGCACGUCCUCCAAGAAUGCUUUCUUCCUCUUGAUGAGGAAUAUUAUUAGGGUGGCCGUCCUCGACAAGGUGACUGAAUUCCUGUUGUUUCUGGGAAAACUGCUCAUUGCAGGAAGUGUAGGUAUUCUUGCAUUUUAUUUCUUCACUCAUAAAUUAGCAGCCGUUGAAGAUGGUCCGAAACUAAAUUACUUCUGGAUCCCUAUGGUGACGGUGAUCAUUGGCGCCUUCUUGGUCGCACAUGGCUUUUUUAACGUCUACUCCAUGUGCGUGGACACCUUGUUCUUGUGCUUUUGUGAAGACCUGGAGAGGAACGACGGGUCCUCCUCCAGGCCCUACUUCAUGUCUCCCGGCCUGCGCAGGAUCCUGCACAAAGGGGAUUCCGGUGCCAUAUCUUCCUCGUGAGCUACGAGACUAUUGAACUCCAAAAAAAAACUGAUGACUCUUUGAAGUCGACUUUUCUUCAUAUCUGCUGUGCACAGCCUGGACGUGAUGACAUUUUCUCCCCCUCACUUUUCCCCCCUUUUCUGCAUUCUUUGCCUUACUGAGGAGAGGACACGUGUCAAAUCACAGGCUGCCCCCGAUGCAGAGAUGCAUGGUACACACAGCCCCUAUGUGGCGUGCGGCAAUCACCUUAGUGACACUUUUUCUGUACAACCAACUUUUGUAUGCACUUUCACUUCCACAAAAGGACCGUGGGGGACUUACGGUGGAUUAAGGAGGGAAAUAAAACAGCAGCUUUUUUAUCAACCGAGUACAAUUCAAUUGAAAAAUAAAUUGUGUUGAGGAAAUACAUAAAAUAAAAAUGUACGAUGGGAUUUGUUGCAUCACUAUAAAAGAAAACAUUGGACUUUAAAAAUCCUUUAAUGAAUUCACGUUUAAAGUAACAUUUUAACUGUCAUACAGGUGUUAAAAAAAAAGUUAAAACUAUGACAAAACAUACGUGCUAGCUUUUCCAGAUUUAUUUUUCACUUGAAUUUCAUAAAAAAUAAAAAAAAAUGUUGAUUUUAACCAAAAAAAAAAGUUGCUACUCUUAAGACUUAUCUAUCCACUAGGUCAGCAUGAUGACUUUGAAGGACUUGAGUGUUCAUGCUUUCUUCUUAAAAUACUCACUAAUCCUCCCCCCCCCACACACAAAAAGGAAGUACCGUAUGUUUCGGAGUAUAAGUCGCACCUGCCGAAAAUGCAUAAUAAAGAAGGGAAAAAAAACAUAAGUCGCACUGGAGUAUAAGUCGCAUUUUUGGGGGAAAUGUAUUUGAUAAAACCCAACACCAAGAAUAGACAUUUGAAAGGCAAUUUAAAAUAAAGAAUAGUGAACAACAGGCUGAAUAAGUGUACGUUAUAUGAGGCAUAAAUAACCAACUGAGAACGUGCCUGGUAUGUUAACGUGACAUAUUAUGGUAAGAGUCAUUCAAAUAACUAUAACAUAUAGAACAUGCUAUACGUUUACCAAACAAUCUGUCACUCCUAAUCGCUAAAUCCCAUGAAAUCUUAUACGUCUAGUCUCUUACGUGAAUGAGCUAAAUAAUAUUUUACGGUAAUGUGUUAAUAAUUUCACACAUAAGUCACUCCUGAGUAUAAGUCGCACCCCCGGCCAAACUAUGAAAAAAACUUGCGACUUAUAGUCCGAAAAAUACGGUAAUGUAUUUUCCAUUUUUUACAUGAAAUCCCUGCACUUCAUGCCCAAAUUAGAUGUACUGAAAACCAGACUUUGUGUGAGGUCAAGACUGGAGACGGUGAGGUUUUUUUGGGCGGUAGUCGCGGGUUUAUGUGCCUAGUUGUGUAAAAAAAAAAAAAAGUGUUUUAGAGCUAACAUACUGGAAACGUUUUUCAUAGUUUGUAUAAAAAAAGGAUGUCAAAGCCAUUUUUGGUAAUUUUUUUAUGAUUGGAUGGUUGAGAUGUUUUAAUACCAAGUAUGACCUACACAUAGGUUACUCCGUCUUCUUUUGCAUAGAUGACUUUUUUUAUCGAUGAAAUCUAAAGACAAUGUGAGUUUACCUUUUUUUUGUUUUUUUAAAUAAAUUUGAAAUGGCUUGACAUUGUUUUAUUUCAACAGUCUUUCUCCUCAGCUGCCUUAACAACGAAACGCUGCGACACAACUUCAAAAAGAAGAAGGGAAAUUGGAAAAAUAGCAGCACUAAUGAAUGCACUUUUGUUCUCUGGGAUGGUGAAACAGCUUGGGGGGGGAACAUGUGUGUUAAACAUUUUUAUCUAAAAGCCCUAAGAUAGACACAUGCUUUAUAGUAUUGUACAGGAGGGGUCUCACAACUUAUUGGAUUAUUAGACUGUGUUCUCUUUAUGUGAUUGGCAACAUUUUAUUUUACUUUAUUAGUGCUGUUUUAUGGUCUUUUUAUGGCAUAUAUAUAUAUAUUAUAUAUUUAAAGCAAUUCGG
Molecule: messenger RNA, 4874 nt
Organism: Entelurus aequoreus (snake pipefish)
Lineage: Eukaryota; Metazoa; Chordata; Actinopteri; Syngnathiformes; Syngnathidae
Gene: slc44a5b
Product: solute carrier family 44 member 5b
Exons: 23
Coding region: 575-2887 (770 amino acids)
Biological process (GO): transmembrane transport
Cellular component (GO): membrane
Molecular function (GO): transmembrane transporter activity
Source: RefSeq, a predicted model, not a curated record